Molecule: messenger RNA, 2024 nt
Organism: Hordeum vulgare subsp. vulgare (domesticated barley)
Lineage: Eukaryota; Viridiplantae; Streptophyta; Magnoliopsida; Poales; Poaceae
Product: putative wall-associated receptor kinase-like 16
Exons: 3
Coding region: 95-1891 (598 amino acids)
Biological process (GO): protein phosphorylation; cell surface receptor signaling pathway
Cellular component (GO): plasma membrane
Molecular function (GO): ATP binding; protein serine/threonine kinase activity; calcium ion binding
Source: RefSeq, a predicted model, not a curated record
UGAUCCGGUACAGCGGAAGACCAACUGCUCUAUAUGGUGUGGGGAAAUCAGUGUCCCUUUCCCAUUUGGCCUAGAGGACGGUUGUUCUGCAAGGAUGUCAUUUCAGCUCAAUUGUACAAAUUCAUCUUUGUCUACCCUCCAGUUUCUUAACAUGAACGGCGAUACAGGAGAGAUCACUUAUGUAAAGUCUAUAAAUAUCAUGAAGGGGCUAGUGAAUGUUAAAUACAGUUUAUCUGCAGAAGAGUACCUUUCGGUGAGGGUAGAUCAAGAUCCAGGCCACUAUUUUGCCUUCGCAGGUGUAGUACCACAACAGUGGGCCGUAGCCAAUUUAACAUGCCUAGAGGCACAGGCGAAUAAUACCGGAUAUGCAUGUGUCAACAUGAAUAGCGAAUGCUUGGAUGUCAACUCCGAACUAGCAUAUUAUGGUUACCGUUGCACAUGUAUGGCCGGUUUUGACGGGAAUCCAUAUGUCUCCAAUGGGUGCAAAGAUGUUGACGAGUGCAACACACCAGGCACAUGUAAUGGGACUUGUCAUAAUACUGAAGGAGGUCACUAUUGCACCGAAUGUCCUAGAAAUACAGUGUAUGACACUGCAUUAAAGAUGUGCGCAUCGACCAAAAAACAAAAUCUGGUACUAGGUAUCACCAUUGGGAUUAGCGUUGGUUUUGGAAUUAUACUUCUCAUGUCAAUUGCAAUAUUACUCAUCCGUAGAUGGAAAAAAGACAUCAAGAAGAAACUGCGAAGAAAGCAUUUUCGGCAGAACCAAGGUCUACUCCUCGAGCAAUUGAUAUCAUCAGAUGAAAAUGCAAGUGAGAACACUAAGAUUUUCUCACUAUCAGAGUUAGAAAAGGCAACAAAUAAUUUUGAUCCCACGCGUAUCGUUGGUCGUGGAGGGCAUGGCAUGGUUUAUAAAGGCAUCUUAUCCGAUCAACGGGUAGUGGCCAUAAAGAAGUCUAAAGUCAUUGAGCAAAUUGAGAUAAGCCAGUUUAUCAAUGAGGUUGCAGUCCUUUCCCAAGUAAAUCACCGGAAUAUUGUGAAGCUCUUGGGUUGUUGUCUUGAGACCGAAGUCCCACUGCUAGUGUAUGACUUCAUCCCUAAUGGUUCGUUAUUUGGAAUCCUUCAUGCCAGUACCACUAGCAGCUCUAUCUUCUCCUGGGAUGAUUGUUUGAAAAUUGCUGCGGAAGCUGCUGGAGCACUGUAUUACCUCCACUCAGCUGCUUCGGUAUCGAUAUUUCAUCGUGAUGUGAAGUCCACUAACAUACUAUUAGAUGGAAAUUACACUGCAAAAGUAUCAGAUUUUGGUGCUUCAAGGUUAGUUCCUAUUGACCAAACUCACGUUGUUACAAAUAUACAAGGCACAUUUGGAUACUUGGAUCCAGAAUAUUACCACACGGGUAUGUUGAAUGAGAAGAGUGAUGUCUACAGUUUUGGUGUAGUACUUGUAGAGUUGCUGCUCAGAAAGAAGCCUAUUUUUACAAGUGACUCUGGGCUAACGCAAAACUUGUCCAACUACUUUCUUUGGGAGAUGAGGGAGAAACCACUUGCAGAAAUAGUAGCUACUCAAGUUCUCGAGGAAGCAACAAAUGAAGAGAUAAAUGAUGUCGCCAAUCUUGCGGAGACUUGCUUGCAACUACGAGGUGAAGAGAGACCUACAAUGAAACAAGUGGAGAUGAAAUUGCAGCAUGUGCGAUCUAAAAGGUUGCGAUCAUCUCAGGUUGUUUUAAAAAAUGAACACAUGCAACUAUUGUUAAGUGGACAAAGCCAAGACACUCUUCCGAUGUUGACUACUCCGAGUGGUAGAGUAGACCGAAGUAAUAUAGAUUCUCAAAGGAACCAAAAUUGCUACAGCUUGGAGCAAGAGUUCAUGGCAUCGGCGACUCUCCCUCGCUAGUUUAUCGUGUUCUCAGCAUUAAUGUUUGGUUGUCUGCUUCUCCUAUUGAAAUGCUAUAUUAUUUUCGUGCUUUGAUAGGGAGGGUAAAGUAUACUCUGUAAUUGCCUUAAUAAUGUGUGGUUAAUACUAUUCA